Molecule: messenger RNA, 3659 nt
Organism: Eublepharis macularius
Lineage: Eukaryota; Metazoa; Chordata; Lepidosauria; Squamata; Eublepharidae
Gene: PRKCG
Product: protein kinase C gamma
Exons: 18
Coding region: 1-2103 (700 amino acids)
Biological process (GO): protein phosphorylation
Molecular function (GO): zinc ion binding; ATP binding; diacylglycerol-dependent serine/threonine kinase activity
Source: RefSeq, a predicted model, not a curated record
AUGGCACUCCUGAGCUCCCCCACCGAGACCGAAUGCUUGACCAAGCCGCUCUUCUGCCGAAAGGGGGCGCUACGCCAGAAGGUCAUCCACGAGGUGAAGAGCCACAAGUUCGUAGCCCGCUUCUUCAAGCAGCCCACCUUUUGCAGCCACUGCACGGACUUUAUCUGGGGGAUUGGAAAACAGGGCCUUCAGUGUUUAGUAUGCAGCUUUGUCUUACACAAGAGAUGCCAUGAAUUUGUUACCUUUGAGUGUCCAGGAGCUGGGAAAGGACCCCAGACAGAUGAUCCCCGGAGCAAGCAUAAGUUCAAGAUCCAUAGUUACAGCAGCCCAACAUUCUGCGAUCACUGUGGCUCACUCCUCUAUGGGCUAGUGCACCAGGGCAUGAAAUGUACCUGCUGUGAGAUGAAUGUGCACAAGCGCUGCGUCCAUUGUGUGCCCAGUCUGUGUGGUGUGGAUCAUACAGAACGCCGAGGGCGCAUGAAACUCCACAUUGAGACAUUUGGGAGUGAUGAGAUCCAUGUGACUGUGGUUGAAGCACUGAACUUGAUUCCGAUGGAUCCCAAUGGUCUCUCUGAUCCCUACGUGAAACUCAAGCUUAUUCCUGAUCCAAAGAAUUUAACAAAGCAGAAGACCCGGACUGUUCGAUCUACCCUCAAUCCAGUGUGGAAUGAAACCUUUGUUUUCAACCUGCAGCCGGGUGACAUGGAGCGGCGUCUCUCCAUCGAGGUGUGGGACUGGGACCGAACAACCCGCAAUGAUUUCAUGGGGGCCAUGUCCUUCGGUGUCUCUGAGCUUUUCAAGGCUCCCCUGGAAGGCUGGUACAAAUUGCUCAAUCAGGAGGAGGGCGAAUAUUAUAGUGUCCCCGUGGCUGAUGCAGAAAACUGUGGGCUGCUGCAGAAAUUCGAGGCUUGCAACUUCCCUUUGGAGCUAUAUGAGAAAGUUCGUCAUGGCCCCAUCUCAUCGCCGUCCCCAAGCCCGACAGACUCCAAGCGCGGCGCAUUCUUUGGCACCAACCGCUUCCACAUCUCAGACUUCAACUUUCUCAUGGUGUUGGGCAAAGGCAGUUUUGGCAAGGUGAUGCUGGCGGAGCGACGUGGAACAGAGGAGUUGUUCGCUAUCAAGAUCCUCAAGAAAGAUGUGAUCAUCCAAGACGACGAUGUGGAAUGUACCAUGGUGGAGAAACGGGUCUUAGCCAUGGGGGACCGUCCCCAUUUCCUAACCCAGUUGCAUUCCACUUUCCAGACAGCGGACCGGCUCUAUUUUGUGAUGGAGUACGUCAAUGGAGGAGACCUCAUGUACCACAUCCAGCAGGUUGGGAAAUUCAAAGAACCUCAUGCCAUGUUUUAUGCUGCUGAAAUUGCAAUUGGCCUGUUCUUUUUGCAUAACAAGGGAAUUAUUUAUAGAGAUUUGAAACUGGAUAAUGUCAUGUUGGAUGUUGACGGUCACAUAAAGAUCACCGAUUUUGGGAUGUGCAAAGAAAACAUCUUUCCUGGUAUUACCACCCGGACCUUUUGCGGAACACCUGACUACAUUGCUCCAGAGAUUAUCGCCUACCAGCCUUACGGGAAAUCUGUGGAUUGGUGGUCAUUUGGUGUCCUCCUUUAUGAGAUGCUGGCUGGGCAGCCACCAUUUGAUGGAGAAGAUGAGGAUGAACUGUUCCAAUCCAUCAUGGAACAUACGGUGUCCUAUCCCAAAUCUCUUUCACGAGAAGCCGUCUCCAUCUGCAAGGGGUUCUUGACCAAGCAUCCGCUGAAGCGCCUAGGAUCAGGGCCUGAUGGAGAGCGGGACAUUCGCGAGCAUGGCUUUUUCCGCUGGAUGGACUGGGAGAGACUGGAACAGCUGGAAAUUGCCCCUCCCUUCAUUCCCAGGCCAUGUGGCCGGAGUGGUGAAAAUUUUGACAAGUUUUUCACGCGAGCGCCGCCAGCUCUGACGCCUCCAGACCAACUGGUACUUGCAAGCAUUGACCAGAGUGAAUUCCAGGGGUUCACCUACAUAAACCCUGAAUUUGUACACCCGUCCUCGCUGCGGAGGGGAAGUCUCUCCCCAACUAGCCUGCCUCUCUCUCCCACGGGAAUGCUCCCAUCCCCUACUUCCCUAGUGUGACUACCUUCACCCUAUAACAACCUUUGACCCUAACAGCCCUAAACCAAACCUUGCCCGUAGAUCUCUGCUCUCAAGAGAAUGACCACCUGGAAACCCAACCUUAACCAACAUCCCCUUAAAAUAUUUUAUUACCAUCUCCUCCAGUGUGUUGCUUCCAUCCUCCUUUCUUCUAUGAGGUGAAAGUAAAUCCACAAGGAUAAGAAAGAAUCAUACUAGAUAUAUCAUGUAUAUAUAUUUGAGAGAGAGAGAGAAGCUGGUCGAUUAGAAGGCCCCCUCCAUCCAAGUUCACCUGUUCCCACCUCCCUAAGUUUUAACUGAGAGUUGUGUUCUCGAAAACAAAGCAAAUUGUGCUAGCAUUAAUACAGGGUAAUGGCAACUUGCCUAGCCAUGGAAUUGCUUCUGCCUAAUUUCAUAUUUUGCUUAUGUGGCAGGGGGCCAAGGAAAGGUGUUGGGUGCUUAAUUUAGGGCAAGGGACUGGAUGGCGGGUGGGCUGUGGCCUAGGUUUGCCAAGAAGCCACUCAUGUCCUCUUCUGCCAUACCAGUUCCUAGAUUACAUGAUCAUAAAACGUUGGAAAGCAGACCGAAUAACAGCAUGAUGAAACAGGGCUGUGUGAUGAAGCAUGGAGAUCAAAAGGUAUUGGCAGAACCAGACCAACCUGGUGUCUCCUCCCCUGCAAAUAGUCAUAUGACUUUUUACCUUUGGCUUUCUUCUUCAACAGGGUUUAGUUUCUUUAGUAAAUAAGGGGAAUACAUUAGGCAUAAUUUAACCAGAGGGAUGGGGAGGUAAGAAACUACUGUAAGGCAGGUAUGUGACCUAUUAAGAAAACAAGAGUCUGUAAUGUGUCAGCCCACCAGAGAAGGGGCAGGACUUAGGACCAGAAUGUCUGCAUUCUGCCACCUGUACCCAAAGUGCCAUGGCUCCCAGCUGCUGUGGCACUUGGGGAGGUAGGGUGAGGGGAGGCAGCUGGGCUGGUGGUUGACAGAAGUUCUCAGCCUAUUUGCAAGCCUUUCCCUGCUCUUUCUGGUUGGACCCUGAAAGUUGGAAAAACUCCCUGGCUGUCCCAGGUCUCCAGCUGGUGAUGCUGCCCCUUCCUCUUGCUCCACAGGAGUGUUAAAAACAAACCAAGUAACUCCUAAUGCCACCAAUGACUCUGAAAGUAUCUCCUGCUAAACAGAGUUGUACAUCUAGCACUCUGUACCUGCGCUGCUAUUUAGAGGCUCCACCUAACUGCCUUCAUGCUUGCUUGUAGGAGCAUACUGAGAGGCGCCGCAAUCUCUCACAGCAUUGCAAACUCUAGCUAUCCUUGCUCCAGGGAUGGUGAGCUUGCCUGCUGUCUCUCCCUGUUACCACACUUCAGGGAGCAAGACUGAAUAGGUGUGGAGCCUUUCCAGAGAUUGGGCUUAGAAUGUUCAAAAUAUAAGAAAGUUUAAUACAUGAAUAAAAAGAGUAUAGAUAUUCUGUUCAACUAUUUGGGCUGAGCAAGGGAACAAAGAAAAGGUGAGAAUGUUCAGUCUCUUUUCCCUACACUUGGAACUUAUGCUAAGCACUGCUAAAU